This is a messenger RNA of Pomacea canaliculata, 5111 nucleotides long. RefSeq lists its product as uncharacterized. The coding region runs from base 884 to 3316 and encodes 810 amino acids. Lineage: Eukaryota; Metazoa; Mollusca; Gastropoda; Architaenioglossa; Ampullariidae. The transcript is spliced from 9 exons. The record is from RefSeq and is a predicted model, not a curated record.
CUACACGCUGUGUGCACGUGUGCUUUGCCCUUUGCCCUCAUUCCGUGCGUCCGUGGGACUGAUGCACCACUCAUCUACGCAGUCGUCGUCACGUGUCGAGUUGUCACCGCUGUGGUUGGAAUUGUUCGACACAACCGCACGCCGUACGUGACUGCAGCAGCAACGACAAGGCGGAAGGGAUAUCCGUGUGUUGGGGGGAUAGACAUGAAGGGAGGAGACUCUCGUCUUAAAAUAGGGAGGGAAUCAUCCGGGGAUCUACGGGCUGACUGGAUAAGAGCUCGAGCAACAGAGGAGAGAGCGACAAAAAAAAAAAAAAAAUCCCUGCAACCUUCGUGUUACAUCUAGCGACAACCCUGGGUGUUCCGACGGUUGUAUCCGGUGUACAGCUGACAAUGUACAGUAGGUGUUGCCCUCGGCGAGUGUACACAGUACAGAGUGGAUAAACAACGCCUUCCCUCUCUCCGGAGGUAUGCAGCAUGUGAGUGUGAGUCACGAUGCAGUUUACUGAUCGCAUAGCACAAAGUUUCACAUUCAACGGACACUAGGGCAAGGUGACACACUGUGUCAAGGAUAUUUAUGUGUUUGUGUGCGUGGCCAGGAUGUGAUCAUGACAUAGCCUGGGCUCGACAUUCACCGCCGACAUCAGCCCUUCGACUGCAGGAUUGUUUCCUUCAAUGUCAAGGUUACUAGAUGACCUGAGAUGACCUCAGACUGCUCCACUGCUGAUGGCGGAGUCUAGGAUGUCAACAUGCGUUAGCGUGUAAUCCAACAACUUUAUUCCUUUAUUUAUGUGAUCAUCUGUAACACCUUCAUUCCUGCAGACUGUGAUGUGACCCAUGACCUGUUGUACCCAACCUAUGGUGUCUGUUCUGCUGUAGUUGCCAUGGAUACCGCGGUAGGUCAAAAGGCAGUUCGGACCUUGUCUGAAUGUGAAGCAGACCAGAACAAGCGAAGAAGGAAGGAUCCGCAGCUGGCCUUCUGGCUGGAGCGCAUCCUUCACUGGUUCCCCGAGCUGCACACCAAGACCUACUUCGUCCCUCCCGUGCACUUCUGUCGGGAAAGUGUUGUUGUGGACAGUGUGGCCGGAGAACCCGUUGCUUUCCAGGUCCCUGUCCCUGGCCUGCUGCCCGCUUCCUCCCAGUCCCCGAAACCCUGCACCGCAAAUGGAUGCUGCCUUUCUUCUCAGCCAGGUGGCGCUGGUGCCCCAGAAGCACCACCCGUGUCCCGUCUUUUGGUGGGGCAGGCAUCCUCGCCUCAGAAUGGCAGCUGGUCUCCGAACAGACAGAACGCAGGCCAGGGUCGGACUGCCCAACACGUGGACUUCACAGCCUGUUGCCUCUGGUCUUCUCUCAGGGAUCGUCCUGGCAAGCCCAUGAAGAUUGGCGACGGCCAGGUGCGCGAUGACCGGGCUCAGCAACACGUGCUGCACUGCCUGCGGGCGCUGGCUGACCGCCGAGAUGACGUCAUGAUGGUGUUGUCGGAACUGAAGUACGAGAACUACCUCCGGAAGCUGCGCGCCAGGAAGUCCUCCAAGGCCUCAAAGGCGAAAAUACCAGAAGAAGAGACCUAUCCUACCUCGUACAGCAUCGCGGACACCAGGAUGCAGAGGGGCGACUUCGAUGUCCUCAUCAUCCACAAGACCCACGGCAUCCUGGUGGGCGAGAUCAAGAGCACGGGAGACAACCUGGACGAGCUGUGCUUGGGUGACGAGAGGACACGCAUUCUGACAGCCAAGAUGAAGCAGGUGGUCGGACAGCUCGACAAGGCGGAAGCCGUGCUCCGCCAUCUCAUGAAGGACCUGCCCAGCGUCAGAAUCAGUAAAACCGUCUUCCUGCCGCACGUCACUCGCGACCAGUUGCUACAGGUGAUGCAACAGAACUCUGAGCUUGCAAAGACUGUGUGUGACUGCCUGGGUAGCAAGGAUGUCGCCGAGGCCGUCAGUCUCUGCCUGUGCUCCGAUCAGCUCUCCUCCACUGCCACGCCCUGGAAGGUGACGUCAGAGGUCCAGGACCAUCUGACAGAGUGGUGGCGCAGGCGGGUGUUGUCGGAGGGGCCGGACCAAAACAUGUCAGACAACAUGUACGAGCAGCUGGUUGCAAGGUUCUGUGGACCAGCGACGACAGUGGAAGUGCACUGCGUGCUGACCCCUCGCGUGGAGGUGAGGACAGAAGGGGAAGCUGUGUCGGAGACCGGAGAGAGGAUAGCCCGCCUGACCUUAACCCCCGACCAAGUAGAGCUGCUGUGCCGAGCGCCACCCCGGGUGUACAUCACGGGCCCCCCAGGCACGGGGAAGACGGUGGUGCUGGUGCUGAUGGGGCUGCAGUGGCUGCGGGAGGGCCACGACGUGCACGUGGUCAGCACGUGGCGCGAGAGCCGCGCCGUGUCCUACCUCAUCGAGAAGCAGCUCAACCACACGCUGGCGGCCGGAGGUAGGACGGAGGGCGACGGCGAGGGCGAGGGCAAGGUGUAUCGUCAUGACUACGACCUGGUCGACAAGGACACCCCGGAGGGCGCGGCCAAGGAGCUGGCCACUCACGCCACUAACGGCUCGCUGUACGUCAUCGCUGACGAGGCGGGACCUGACCUGAGCCAAAAGUACCGAGGGCGACCCUUCUCUGACCUGUGCACGUCACUACUCGGUAAAGUUCCGGGGCUGCACAUGUGGGCGGCUGCCAUGCGUCACGGACACAAACCUGACUGUUUGCGGAAGGAGAGCCUGACCAUCCCCCUGCGGUGCCCCCCUGUCGUGGUGCGGGAGGUGGAGAUGGCCGAGGAGAUCCGCACGGGGGACGUGCUGCCCUACGUCACCGGCCUGGCGCUGACGGCCCCGACUGACGGCCCUCGUGUCAGGGUCCUGGUGCACAGGGGACAUAAGGCCAUCUUCCCGGAGUACUGCGUGGAAUGCGGGCGGGCAACGGCUGACGUUUUGAUGAACGACCUCCAUGUCGGCGUACAGGGUGUGCAAUCGACCGGACAGAAAGCCAGCCGUGGGGAGUCCAGCAGCCCGCCACCUCUGAAGUACAGGGACGUGUUGGUGCUGUGUCCCCACCCGCAUACAGACACACCCUUCGUGAGGGCCCUGAGAGACAGGGAUCUACCCGUGCAGAUCGUGCCGGAGAAACCCGACGAUGACAUGAUUCGUGCCGUGGCGCUGGCGACACGUGACGUGGUGACGGUUAGCCAUUGGACCAACGUGCACGGCCUGGAGCGUAAGGUCAUCGUGGGGCUGGCACCCGACGCCGGCGUCUACCACCGCCUCCAGCAGAUGUCGCGCUGCACGGCGCAACUCAUCUGGUUUGACUUGCCGUCUCCAUGACAGUUCACCCUCUCUAAGUGUCGUAACAUUUCACCCUCGUCAUCUCUAAGUGUCAUGAAUUUCACCCUCGUCAUCUCAAAGUUUCAUGAAUUUCACUCUCGUCAUCUCUAAGUGUCAUGAAUUUCACCCUCGUCAUCUCUGUCAUAACAUUUCACCCUCGUCAUCUCUAAGUGUCAUGACAUUUCACUCUCAUCAUCUUUUACAAUCAUCACUUUACUCAUCUUAAGAGGAUUUUUUGUGUUGUGUUCAAGAAUUGUGUAUGCAUAGGAUUUUCGCAUGAGUUAGUGUUUGGGUUAUAUUAGGGUUGUGGUCUGGAGAGAAUGUUGAGGAAGAGACGAAACGAUGCAAGUUCCGACGGAAGUCGCAAGGCUGAUCCUACCAUUUGAGGACAAUACCAUAUAAGGACAUGACAUACAAGUACCUGAGUGUGGUUUGCAAUCUCCAGCUUCCAGAUAAUUUGCUGACGGUGUAGCUCGUGUAGUAUUGAGCUUGUAAAACAAUUUCUCUCAGGUGAUCUUUUGAAAUCCUAUUUUGUUUUUUGUUUGUUUGUUUGUUUGUGUGUAGUAUGUCUAAUCUGUUGAGAGUUUUGUUCGACGUGUCAUCUCACAUGUUUUUAAGUUGUGUAUUUUCCGAGUAAUCGUCCUUAUCUCAAUGACCAUGGAAAAUAACUCUGCCUAGUCUUACUAUUAACUUUUUGUUUGUCAGAUUAUUACAUCUCAGCCAUAUCUUACAUUGUGUCACGUUAAAGAUCACGUGGGCUUUAUAAAUGUCCUUUAUUCAAUCAGUGACUAGCAUGGCCAUUUCUCACCCCACGUGCGGUCUAAAAAGUCACUAACUAGCAUUAUAACUCAAUAUAAGAAAUUUAUCACAAUUCGGGAUAUAAAACUGUGAGGGUUGACCAAGACCUUCAAGCAGUCCAGAGAUAAUUUUGAUACAUCCGUACAGUAAACAAAAUGUCAUCGUCGCCCUGUUACUACCUACCGACUAGUGAUUCGCCUAUCGCCACCGCCCACUCCUACCAUAUCACUGGCUAUUUUCGUAAACGGAUUUAAGGAAGCAAAAACCUGUUUAGAAUAAGAACUGGUGGGAUGAAUGUGGGGGUUAGAAGUAUUGAAAUCAACGAAAAUACUGAAAUUUAAGAAAAAUGCCAAUUGCGUUAAAAUAGCACGAAAGAAAUUUUAAAAUCAACAAUUUUCAAACAUUUUUUUACCGUCAGAAUCUUGAUGACCAUCUCAUACACAACAACAGCAGGAGCAACAAUUCCGAAGUCCAUGUGUUCAGUUUGGUUUCUGAAAAGACGCCAGAAGAGCAUGUGGACACACAAAUGUUGUCCUUUAGGCAAACCUGUCACACAACUAAGGCAACGGUAGACAAUCUGUCACAUAAACACCCUCUUUGAAUUAAAGUCAACUUCUUUAGAGACUACUGACUAUUGGUCAACAACCUUGGAAAGCAGGCGAUAACAUAUUUUCACCCCUUUGAUUGUGUGUGAGUGAGUGAUGGCUGAACUGUUUUCUUGAAGGCUAGGAUGACUGUUGGCCUACACCUCUAUUUGUUGUGAUGAAAAAGUCCAUUUUCUCUGCCUUCGAGUGGUUUGUUGAAGAUGUAGACUAGGAGGUUGGUGCUUCCGCUGGCUGAUAGUCCUUUUCAGAAAGAAAGAAAAAAUUUGAAGUAUUAGUGAGUAACUGAUACAACAUACACUGACUUCUUAAUAGUUUUUAAAAACCUUGUCCUUAGUUUACUGAAGUAUUGGUUGCAAAUAAACUUUCAUCUAUAGCCCUACAGGGCUCUGUGA